UGCGGCGGUGCUCGAAUUUGCUAUAUAUUUCACGAAACGUUUGGCCGCGUGUUGGAAUCGAUCAAUCCGCUAGAUAAUCUGACGCAGCUUGAUAUACUUACAGCUAUUCGCAAUGCUACGGGUCCCCGGCCGGCUCUUUUCGUGCCAGAAGUUAGCUUCGAGUUGCUAGUGAAGAAACAAAUCCGUCGGUUGGAAGAGCCAAGUUUACGUUGUGUGGAACUGGUGCAUGAAGAAUUGCAGCGGAUUGUUCAGCACUGCGGCAUUCAUACGCAGGAACAAAUUUUGAUUGAGGAUGAGUCAAAGCAUGCUGCACAGAAACGAACUGCUGCUCAGGUUGAUGCAUCGACGUCGCAAGAAAUGCAGCUUGAGAGUAACUCCACACAGGCUACUGCAAGCACAUCGGCUGUUGGUGUUGAUACUGCCAGUAGCAUUGUGGUAAGAAAUUCCUUUGAGCGCAUGUUCAUAACACAAGCGCUUGUCGUUCCACAGCAGCGUCGUUCUCUUUUAAGCUUCUUCGUCCACUUUUUUUUCAUUUUUACAAUUCUGUUCCGUCGAUUUGGAAGCUUCCAGAACUUAUUUGUUUGGCUUCGAAAGCAGUUUAGCGCUUUUUAG
Molecule: messenger RNA, 612 nt
Organism: Gongylonema pulchrum
Lineage: Eukaryota; Metazoa; Nematoda; Chromadorea; Rhabditida; Gongylonematidae
Source: the annotation of a GenBank genome assembly